CGAGGUGGUUUUUUUUCUCUCUUUGGUGGUAAUGAUUACGACCAAGCCAAAAAACGUCUUAAUAUUAGAGAAUAUAAAGUAUUCUUAAAAAAAAGAGAUUUUCAAAAUUAUGAUACUAAAUUCUUUGGUGCCUUAUUGCCUUUGCUAAAUGAUAAAAGAAAAGAAGCCAAUGUGCCAAAAGGACAAAUACCCGUUCCUAAUGCUCUAAAAGGGAUAAUCAAGCAAGAAUAUUUUACGAUGUUUACUCCUGCUAAAAAAGAACCCUCAACGGAAAAAAGCGAGGCCGAAUGGACGAGCCAAUACCAAUGGGAGCCGUGA
Racocetra persica is the source of this 318-nucleotide messenger RNA. NCBI's taxonomy places the organism in Eukaryota, Fungi, Glomeromycota, Glomeromycetes, Diversisporales, Gigasporaceae. The record is from the annotation of a GenBank genome assembly.